Molecule: messenger RNA, 489 nt
Organism: Melampsora larici-populina 98AG31
Lineage: Eukaryota; Fungi; Basidiomycota; Pucciniomycetes; Pucciniales; Melampsoraceae
Exons: 4
Coding region: 1-489 (162 amino acids)
Source: RefSeq, a predicted model, not a curated record
AUGAGCAACAAGAAUGGAAAAACGGGAUCAUCUAAAGCAGCCAUCGCCCAGUCGGGUGAGACCAGUUUGAACACGAAGCCAGGCUUCCAAGAUGGAAAGAGCCUUCCUAUGUGCCUUGACCCCCCACGAAACUCUCGUACAAUUCUGGUAGGGAGAGCUCCAUCCAUGCAUGCUUCAGGUUCUGUACCUAGUGCCGAUGCCAACCUGACCAGGAACUGUCACCGAUGUCUAAGCCGUCACAAUUACAACGGGGCAUCCUCACAAUCUUGUCUAUGUGAGCUGAAGAGAGCAGAGUUUGGCGCCAACUCAAGAGUUUCGGCCUUGGUCUCUGGCGCUUUAGUGCCUGGUGGUACUGGCUCUAUCGGUCAUUUGGACUUGCGAAAGAUUCCCCGACGCUGGAAUUUCACCCAUAUGCGACCUUUCAAACUGGCACUCACGAAUUCCGGCGGCCUGGGAAGGUGCAUGUGUUGUUUGCCGCAACCGUUUUGA